Molecule: messenger RNA, 819 nt
Organism: Podospora bellae-mahoneyi
Lineage: Eukaryota; Fungi; Ascomycota; Sordariomycetes; Sordariales; Podosporaceae
Exons: 2
Coding region: 1-819 (272 amino acids)
Biological process (GO): secondary metabolic process
Cellular component (GO): cytoplasm; nucleus
Molecular function (GO): hydrolase activity
Source: RefSeq, a predicted model, not a curated record
AUGAGAAUUCUAGGUCUCCAUGGUCAAGGGACAAGUGCCUACAUCUUCAAAUCUCAAACAGUUGCUUUGAGAGCAAAGCUCCCAAAAAGCUACGAGUUCGACUUUGUUGAUGCCCCAUUUCAUUGUGCCCCAGCACCAGGUAUCAAGGUCUUGUUCGACUCCAGUCAUUACACUUGGUGGCCAAAAGCGACCACCAACGGCAUCAAAGGUGCGCACAAGUGGUUGAUCGACUACAUCGAGGAAAACGGACCGUACGACGCCGUGAUUUGCUUUUCCCAGGGCUGCUCCUUAGUUAGCAGCUUCCUUCUCUACCACAACCUCGAAACACCCGAGGAACCUCUACCAUUCAAAGCAGCCAUCUUCAUCUGCGGCGGUCUCCCUCUCGGUGUCCUCGAAGAUCUCAACUUGCCCAUCACAGAAAAGGCCCAUGCUGUCAACGAUGCCACGGGUGCGCUGCUCAAGAAGAAGGCCGGUGCAUUAAUUGAUCUGGCGAAGAAUCUCGACAAAAUCAAGCCGGGCAUGGGAUUGUGGGACGACGUCAACGGGUUGCUUCACGACCCGUCAAAGAUGCCAGACGAGACAGAUGUGUUUGGGAUUGACUUUACCGCCAUGCCAAAGGAAGCCAUGAUCAAGAUUCCAACAAUUCACAUCUACGGUGCUAAGGACCCAAGGUGGCCAUCGAGUGUUCAGUUGGCGUACUUUUGCGAGAACAGGAAGGAGUACGAUCACGGCGGUGGACACGAUAUCCCUCGGUCGACGGACGUUUCCAUCAAGAUUGCGAAGAUGUUGGAGGAUUUGAGGGAGGAGAUUGGAGCAUAA